CACAUGAAAAGAAAAGCAAGAAAAAAACAAACAAAAAAACUUCAUCUGACCCAUUCAGUGCAACCAAUAUACUCCACUUCACUGUCAACUAUGUGGUCUGGAGGCGAACCAACUCAGCCUUCUUGAUCGUGUUUACCUGUGGAACAGCAGAGCAGCUUGCAUGGCAGGCUCGUCAAACCGGUGUUGGAGCCUCCAGGACUGCUGACUUCAUUCAGACUGCAAGGAGAGACCCACCUUUGUCGCCGCUUUUGUUGUUGUCCUCGGUUCUGACAAUCCCGCACUCGGAAGUGUUCUCACCUAAUUUGCGCACAUGGAAAGAAGGAGCACCUUUGGAUGAACCGGCGCAUCAAGUGAAAGGGAGGAAAAACAAGACUUUACGGCGUAAAGAAGAGAUAGGUUACAAUUCAGGAGGGAUGGAAACGAAUGGGGUCGAGGGGAAAAGCAACGGUAUGGAGGGCGACCCGGACCUCCAGUUCCUCCUGCAGGGGGGAGACCUCCUCAAGGUCCUCUCCCCGUCCUGGAAGAAGACCCGCUACUUCAGACUCAUGGAGGACUGCAAAACCAUGUGGCGUGAAUCCAAGAAAACCUUCAAGGAGAGCCAGACCUGUGAGUGCUGCAGUCCCAGCUUCCCACCUGCAUUUUCAAUCGAUGACAUCUCGGCGGUGCGACUGGGUCGUCAGUCAGAGGGCCUGAAGAAGAACACGGAGGACCAUGUGGAGGGCCGCUGCUUCUCCAUCAUGUUCAAGGGCCGCCGCAAGAACCUGGACCUCAUCGCCAGCUCAGAGGAGGAGGCCAAGCAGUGGGUCAACAGCCUGCAGAAAGUGGUCUCCAACAUAAACAACCUCAACAGCCAGCAGAAGACGGAGCAUUGGAUCUUCAGCUGCCUGAGGAAAGCGGACAAGAACAAAGAUGGUAAGAUGAGUCGGUCGGAGCUCCAAGACUUCCUGCGUCUGAUCAACGCCGAUGUGGAUGACGACUACGCUGAGAUGCUUUUCCAGAAAUGUGACACAUCCAAAUCCGGAUACCUGGCUGGAAAGGAGAUCGAACAUUUCUACGACCUGUUGACCCACCGGGAGGAGAUCGACGUGAUCUACGGAGAGUACGCUAAAACGACGGGCUUUAUGAGUCCUCAGAACCUGGUGGACUUCCUGAUGAAGGAGCAGAGGGAGAAGGCCACGCUGGCCGAAGCACACAACAUUAUCCAGAAGCACGAGCCAGAUGAAAAUACCAAGGAGAAGAAGCUGCUGUCCAAAGAUGGCUUUAACAUGUACAUGCACCAUCCAGAGGCCUUGGUCCUCAAUCCGGAUCACAGAGAGGUCUACCAGGACAUGAGCCAGCCCCUCAACAACUACUUCAUCUCCUCCUCGCACAACACCUACCUCAUGGAGGACCAGCUCAAAGGGCCCAGCAGCACGGAGGCAUACGUCAGGGCUCUGCUGAAGGGCUGCCGCUGUGUGGAGCUGGACGUCUGGGACGGAUCGGACAAUGAGCCGGAGAUCUACCACGGGUACACACUGACCUCUAAGAUCCUCUUCAAGGACGCCAUCAAAGCCAUCAAGGAGUUCGCCUUUAAGACGUCCGAUUACCCAGUUAUCCUCUCCUUGGAGAACCACUGCAGUGUGGAGCAGCAGGAAGUCAUGGCCCACCACAUGAGCUCCAUCCUGGGCAGUGCACUCGUCACCUCCCCCCUUGGGGGCGGAAUGCCCACCGGCUUUCCAUCGCCCGAGGAGCUGAAGGGGAAGUUCCUAAUCAAAGGGAAGAGACUGAACAAGCUGGAGGCCAGCUUUGCUCCUGAGGCAGCUGCGGCUGAUGACCCGGACGUGACGGAGGAGGAAGAUUCGAAUAAUGAAGAUGAGGACGAACAGAAGGAGGAAGAGAAGAGAAAGGUGAAAAAGAAGCUGAAACUAGCGAAAGAGCUGUCUGACAUGGUGAUCUACUGUAAGAGCGUCCACUUCAACGGCUUUGAGGACGCAAGACGAAACCUGAGCUUCUACGAGAUGUCGUCCUUCAAGGAGGGGAAGGCCAUGACGCUGGCUGAAGAGUCAGCAAAUUCCUACAUCCGCCACAACCUGGACAAGCUGAGCCGCAUCUAUCCAGCAGGCACCAGGACGGACUCCUCCAACUACAACCCAGUGCCUCUGUGGAACGCUGGCUGCCAAAUAGUGGCGUUAAACUUCCAGACAACCUGCACAGACAUGGAUGUCAACCAGGGCAGAUUCCUGGUGAACGGAAAGAGCGGCUACAUCCUAAAACCGGCCUACAUGAGGGAGGUAGCCACGGAGUUCGACCCCAUCACCCUGACCCGAGGAGACUGGCUGAAGCACAAGACGCUCCAUGUCAUGGUUGUAUCGGCCCAGCAGCUCCCCAAAGUGAACAAGAAGAAGUCCUCCAUUGUGGACCCGUUGGUUAAAGUGCAGGUGUACGGAGUGCCGGCUGAUGUUGCCGAGAAAGAGACCAGCGUUGUUGGAAACAACGGUUUCAACCCGGCAUGGAAUGAAAACUUCCAGUUUGAUGUGUAUGUGCCAGAGCUAGCACUGGUGCGCUUCACCAUUGAAGACCACGACUCCACGUCUGAUAAUGAGUUUGUUGGCCAGUACACACUUCCAUUCAACAGCUUGAAAAUGGGAUACAGACACGUGCCUCUGCUCAAUAAGAACGGAGACCUCCUCCCCUCAGCUAGACUCUUUGUACACAUUAUGGUCCUUGAUGCAGAGUGAGACGUCACCAACUGUGCCGCUGCAGGAAAUAAGGACCUCCGAAACACAGCCUCCGUUUCUGCUGUUAAUUAAUUGUGUGUGUUUUUUUCUCUAUUGUUUUAGUUCAUGAUUAACUUAUUGGCUUAAAUCCAGUAGUUUAAGCUUCUACACUAAACAUCAGCUAAAGACCACGAAAAAACUGCACAUACAUACCAAGUUUGCCAGACUUUAUAAUACUCCAUAUGAGUCACAUUACAACUUCAAUGGUCAAAAGGCCUGUGUCCCUCAUUUCUGGUCAGUUAAUGUUUUGUCUAUUUAAGUAAUCAUUUUUUUUAAAUGACCAUUUUAUGAAUUCUGGAGAAACAUAAGCCAACAUGAACACAAUGUGCUUUGUAUUCAUCAGUAAUUAUGGUCAAGUGUGAUUAUUUUUUCAUCCGACAUCUGACCACUACUUCUUUUUGUAAAUCAAGAUGAAGAUAAAAGUUUU
Molecule: messenger RNA, 3183 nt
Organism: Anoplopoma fimbria (sablefish)
Lineage: Eukaryota; Metazoa; Chordata; Actinopteri; Perciformes; Anoplopomatidae
Product: 1-phosphatidylinositol 4,5-bisphosphate phosphodiesterase delta-1-like
Exons: 16
Coding region: 414-2717 (767 amino acids)
Biological process (GO): phosphatidylinositol-mediated signaling; lipid metabolic process
Molecular function (GO): calcium ion binding; phosphatidylinositol-4,5-bisphosphate phospholipase C activity
Source: RefSeq, a predicted model, not a curated record